This is a messenger RNA of Melanotaenia boesemani (Boeseman's rainbowfish), 1069 nucleotides long. It is a transcript of the gene bet1, whose product is annotated as Bet1 golgi vesicular membrane trafficking protein. Lineage: Eukaryota; Metazoa; Chordata; Actinopteri; Atheriniformes; Melanotaeniidae. Gene Ontology annotation, molecular function: SNAP receptor activity. Gene Ontology annotation, biological process: endoplasmic reticulum to Golgi vesicle-mediated transport; vesicle fusion with Golgi apparatus. The transcript has 4 exons. Gene Ontology annotation, cellular component: SNARE complex; Golgi trans cisterna. Bases 167 to 505 code for a protein of 112 amino acids. The record is from RefSeq and is a predicted model, not a curated record.
UCGGCCACCGUAUGAUGACGUGGCGUUUCCUCUGUGAACACAUCUUCCUUUAGCUUUCUUUACAGGGUUACUGCUAACUUUAUCCUUAUCCUUCAGCUUGUUCGGUCUUUAUUGUUUUCGUCCACAUUUCAUAUAUAUUAGACAGCGUUCGCUUCAGUGAGUCAAGAUGAGACGCACCGGACUGGGUGAAGGAGGCUCUGGACAUUAUGUAGCAAGUGGGUAUAGCGUGCAUGAGGAGGAAAAUGAACAUCUACAGGAGGGACUUAGAGCUAAAGUCAACGCUUUGAAAAGUUUGUCCAUUGACAUUGGAACGGAAGUGAAAUAUCAGAACAACAUGCUGGAUGACAUGGACACAGAUUUUGACUCAACAGGCGGACUGCUUGGUGCCACCAUAGGCAGAGUUAAGCAGCUGUCCAGAGGCAGUCAGACCAAACUACUGUGCUACAUGCUGCUCUUCUGUUUUUUUGUCUUCUUUGUCCUGUACUGGUUCAUCAAAUUGAGGUGAUAAGUACAUCCUGUUGGACUUGGCCCUCUAGUGCCACAUCUUCAUUUCCAGUCUCGAUACAUCCUUAAACUAGACGAUGUAAGGCAGGGAAUGUUUAUUUUAAUGAGUGAGCUCUACAUGCCCAAGUGUCUGAACAGUUCAAAGAUGGAUGCCAGUUUGAGUUGUGAAAGAACGCCUAAUCUGAUGUUAAACUGGUUGAAUAAUGUGGAGACGGUCUCAAAUGAUCAACCAGUAAGAGAAUUCUGUAUACUGCUUGUAUACCUGAAGUAAACUGUAUUUGUAUGUGCUUCAUAACAGGCCAAUCUAUGUUGAUUUAAGAAGCUAGUACAUAGAAUUUAACUUGUAACAACAGUAUGAUACCAGUGUGUCAAGAACUCUAUAAAUGGUCAACCGCUGUGGGAUAGCUGUCAUACAGCUGUUGUAUUAAAGUGUAAGAAUUACACCCUGAGUCCUUGAUCGAAUGCGUUUGUGUUGAGGGAUGAACAGGUAUAUCACAUUAUCUGACAUUCACAUUUCAGCUUUGUAAAAAUAUUGUUAAUGUAAAUAAAGAUUUUAUGCUCUAAA